AUGGAAGAUGUCGAGACCGACGGGGAUCGUAGUUCUAGAUAUGCAGAUGAUGUGCGUUUGCGAUUUAAUUCAGAUGUGUCGAGUAAGAAAGUGAACGUUGACGAGCGAGUGGAUUCUGGUUUAGGGUCGCUGGGUUAUUGUUCUGCUGAUUUGAGUAGCCUGUCGUUUGUUAACCCAAGUGACGAACAGCAGGAAAAGGCGUCAGGUACCCCCACAGAUGUUUCGUCGGUGGAAUGUUCGCUUUCCAAAUUGAAUAUUUCCAAUAACAGCCGUAAUGACUGUGACCGUUUUGAUUCAGGACUUGAAGAAAAUGAAUUAAAAAGUGAACUUUCAGACAUUUCCAAGCCCGAACCGUACCAUUGGGUAUCGCCACAUUUCUCACCAGAAGAGGUUGUGCUUAUGUUUACAGAUGAUGAAGAUGGAGACAAGUAA
This is a messenger RNA of Candidula unifasciata, 432 nucleotides long. The record is from the annotation of a GenBank genome assembly. Lineage: Eukaryota; Metazoa; Mollusca; Gastropoda; Stylommatophora; Geomitridae.